Molecule: messenger RNA, 459 nt
Organism: Paramecium octaurelia
Lineage: Eukaryota; Ciliophora; Oligohymenophorea; Peniculida; Parameciidae
Source: the annotation of a GenBank genome assembly
AUGGGAUUUUGUUUAAAUCAGGAAUGUUAGAAUGCAACACAAUAUUGUUAUAAAUGUUUAAAUACUACUCAUUCAGAACAUUUUAAUAAUUGUAUUCGAUUCACAGAAAUUAACUAAAUUCUGAAUGAAUCCAUGCAAGUUUACAAUUAAUUAAUGAAAUAAUUCAAAGAAAUCUCUAAGCAACUAGACAAUUUAUUUGAAUAGACUUUUAAAAAAAAUGGAUCAGGAAAUUAAAGUAUUAGAAAAUAUGGCCCAAUAUCUAUAAAAUAAAGACUAUUUAACAUUUAAGUCAUAAAUUCUUAUACUCAAGAACUUUUACUCUAAGGAAAACGAAAAUUACAAAUGUAUCUUGUAAUUAUUAAUAAUAGAAAAACAAAUAAUAUAGUUGAAGAACAUUCAUAAUACACUAAAGAAUAUUGUAUCAGACUAAACUCACUUAAUGUACAUAAAGUCCUUUGA